AUGUCAGAGACAAAUGGAGCUUCCCCGGAGGCUGACAGGGCAGCCGAGCAAGCCCGCCAGCGCAAGGCCAAACGCGAGGCGAAGCUCAAGGCUGGUGGCUCUACCAGACUGGACAAGAUCACUGGCAUGAGUGGCCGACCCAAAGCUGACUUUGAACCCCCGGCGACUGACGAGGCACCUAAGACAGCAGCCGCCGCAGCUACGGCCUCAACUAUCCCUGCCAACGACGCUGACCCCGAAGAGGUGGACAUUUCGCAACAUUUCUACGCACCACAGGCCACAGCUCGAUCGAAGAACGCAACCUCCGCCGGUCCUCAACCUGAAAUCUCGGAAGAUGCGCUGCGUCAGAUGAUGCUCGGGUUCGAUCCCACACAGAAUCCACGAGCUGGCGCGGCCGGCGCCCAGGGCGCGCCACCUUUUCCUGGCGCACACGGUGCGGGUGCGGAGGACGAUCCUAUCAUGAAGAUGAUGUCCCAGAUGAUGGGCGGCGCUGGUGGCGCUGGAGGGCCCAAUCCCUUUACUGGCAUGCCAAACUUAGGAGGCUUUCAGCAGCAGGCGUCUGGAACCCAGCCCAUUGAUUCCUAUACCGCUCUGUGGCGUGUGCUCCACGCCAUUGUCGCCUUGGGCCUUGGUCUUUAUAUCACUAUCCUGACACCUUUCACCGGUACGAAGAUCGAGCGCGAGACGGCUUCUCUGGAGGAGAAUGAGCAUCAGAAGCGAAUGUUCUUCUGGGUGUUUGCCACAGCUGAAGCUUGUCUUCUGACGACGCGCUUCUUCCUAGACAAGGGACGGGCACCGCCGCCUGGCAUCGCUUGGACAUUGACUGGGUACCUGCCUGAGCCAUGGAAAGGAUACGUGCAGGCUGUCAUGCGAUACGGACAGAUUUUCACAACGAUUAUGUUUUCAUAA
This is a messenger RNA of Emericellopsis cladophorae, 909 nucleotides long. RefSeq lists its product as uncharacterized. NCBI's taxonomy places the organism in Eukaryota, Fungi, Ascomycota, Sordariomycetes, Hypocreales, Bionectriaceae. The record is from RefSeq and is a predicted model, not a curated record. The transcript is spliced from 3 exons. The coding region runs from base 1 to 909 and encodes 302 amino acids. Gene Ontology annotation, biological process: retrograde vesicle-mediated transport, Golgi to endoplasmic reticulum.